This is a messenger RNA of Leptosomus discolor (cuckoo roller), 951 nucleotides long. RefSeq names its product E3 ubiquitin/ISG15 ligase TRIM25. Lineage: Eukaryota; Metazoa; Chordata; Aves; Leptosomiformes; Leptosomidae. Gene Ontology annotation, molecular function: zinc ion binding. The record is from RefSeq and is a predicted model, not a curated record.
AUGGCGAAAGCUAAGGAAGAAUUUGGAGGGGCUGCCUGCCUGGAGGAGGAGCUCAGCUGCCCCAUCUGCCUGUGUCUCUACAGGAACCCGGUGUCCCUGAGCUGUGGUCACAGUUUCUGCAGGCGGUGCAUCCAGACGGCCCUCAGUGCCCAGCAGCAAUCCCAGGCCCCUUACUCCUGCCCCAUGUGCAAGCUCCAGCUGGGGCCCAUCCUGGAGCUGCAGAAGAAUUUCCAGCUGUGCAGCAUCGUGGAGGCAUUUCUGGCCACCACUUCCAACGGCCGACAGGGUGAGGGCUUGGCAGAGGGGAAGAAGGAAGUGGUUCCCUGUGACUUCUGCCUGGAUGGGUCCCAGCCAGCGGUGAAAACCUGCCUGACCUGCGAUGCGGCUUUGUGUCAGGCCCACCUGAUCAAACACAACGCCAAGGCUUCCCAGCAGGACCAUGUCCUGGUCGAAGUGGGCGCGGGCGGCGCAGCGGAGGAGCGGAGGUGCCAGGAGCACGGCCGGCUGCUGGAGUGCUACUGCCAGGACGAUGGGCAGUACAUCUGCGUGCUCUGCUCUAUUGUGGGGUGCCACAAGGGCCACAGCAUCAUCACCCUGAAGGAGGCACAUGACAAACAGCUGGGUGAACUCUCAGACAUCGUAACAUGCCUGCAGGAACGUAAACGUGCUUUGGCUACCACCCUGGAAAAGGUUCAGAAAAGCGAGAAUCAGCUCAAGACCAAUACGAGAACAGUGACUUCUCAGCUGCAAAAGCUGUUUGAAGAGAUGAAGACAGAGCUGAUUGAGAAAGAGAAGAACAUCCUGAGUGACAUUCAGUCCAAUGAGAAAAAACAACUGGCAGACAUUACUAAAGUGAAGAAGGAAAUUGAACAAAAGAGACAUGAGGUUGUGCAGAAUCUUCAGUCUUUGCAGAAGAUGAGAGAGCAACCAGAUAUUUUCCUCUUCCUCAAA